This is a messenger RNA of Egretta garzetta (little egret), 727 nucleotides long. RefSeq names its product cyclin dependent kinase inhibitor 1B (gene CDKN1B). NCBI's taxonomy places the organism in Eukaryota, Metazoa, Chordata, Aves, Pelecaniformes, Ardeidae. The transcript has 3 exons. The record is from RefSeq and is a predicted model, not a curated record. Gene Ontology annotation, cellular component: cytoplasm; nucleus. Gene Ontology annotation, molecular function: protein-folding chaperone binding; cyclin-dependent protein serine/threonine kinase inhibitor activity. Bases 2 to 553 code for a protein of 183 amino acids. Gene Ontology annotation, biological process: G1/S transition of mitotic cell cycle; regulation of cell cycle; negative regulation of cell population proliferation.
CAUGGAAGCCCGGCAGUCGGAGUACCCGAAGCCGUCAGCUUGCAGGAACCUCUUCGGGCCGGUGAAUCACGAAGAGUUAAACAGGGACUUGAAGAAGCACCGCCAGGAGAUGGAGGAGGCAUGCCAGAGGAAGUGGAAUUUCGAUUUCCAGAAUCACAAGCCGCUGGAAGGCAGGUACGAGUGGCAAGCCGUGGAGAAGGGGAGCUCGCCCGACUUCUACUUCAGACCCCCUAGGCUACUGAAAGCUGUCUGCAAGUCCGCCGGCCGCCAGAGCUUGGAUGUAAACGGGAAUUGCCAAACCGUGGUUUUUGUCGGUUCUCAGGGAAUCUCAGAGGACACUCACUGUGUAGGUCAAAAGACUGAUGUUUCUGAAAAUCAGACGGACUUUGCAGAGCAGUGCACUGGGCAGAGGAAAAGACCUGCCACCGAUGAUUCCUCUCCUCAAAAUAAAAGAGCCAACACAACAGAAGAAGAGGUUUCAGAAGACUCCCCCAGUGCCAGUUCAGUGGAGCAAACGCCCAAGAAAUCAAGCCCAAGAAGACAUCAAACGUAAACCGUUUAGAGCGGAGGGUGUGCGUGUCCUCCCGCGGCGGGGGGCGACGGAGAGAGGACGACGGAAAGUUGUAGUGGAGACGAGAGUAACAUAUCGCCGAUCUCCGGGGGAUGGAGGUCCUGUACAAGCACUGAAAAAACAAAAAAAAACCAACAACAACAACAAAAAAAACAA